GUGGGUGGGUGGGAGGAGGAGGAGGAAGGAGGGGUCUGUGUGUUGUCGCUGAGCUCCGCGUGGGGUCGCCAUCGCUGCAACAUUCAGUGACGCCCGCCCGCCCGCUCGCUCCCUCCAUUAUUCAAGAUGCGCGCCCCCAAAAUUUAAUCCACACGGCGCGCCCUGGACACCUGCAAGGACAACGAAGCACACACGCGCACGUUCACGCGCACGUUCACGCGCACGUUCACACGCACGUUCACACGCACGUUCACGCGCACGUUCACACGCACGUUCACGCGCACGUUCACAACACGCGCGAGCGGCGUACAGCAGCACUGGCAUUCAAUUUUUUUUUUAAUCCGUCAUAUACACACACACACAGACGUGUUUGGGUUUAACGAAAAUGGCCACCCUCCUGCGCAAAAUCGGCUUCAGUCGCUUGCGUCCGCCCGUCGUGACACUCAGUCCGCAGGUGUCCAGGAAAGGCACGGUCAGCCUGGACGUGUUGAGGGCGAGCAGCAGCAGCAGCAGCAGCGGCGGCGGUGGCGGGGCACAGCAGCAUCAGCAGCAUCAGCAGCAGCAUCUCGCGGGGGUUCUGAACGCUUCGGGUACCAAGGACAGCGCCUCGGACACCAAGAAACAGCAGCAGCAGCAGCAGCAAAAUCACGAUCAGCGACAUCAUCAUCAGCAGCAGCAGCAUAAUCAGCAGCAACAGCAUCAUCAUCAUCAGCAUCAUCAGCACCAUCAUCAGCACCACCAUCAUCAUCAGCAGCACCCGCCCGCUCCCGCGAGCUCCACGCAGUGCCGCCAGGUGCGCGCGCGCCGCCUCAUGAAGGAGCUGUCCGAGCUGAGCCGCCUGGGCCACGAGGUCCUGAGCGUGGAGCUCGUGGGGGAGAGCCUCUUCGAGUGGAACGUCACGCUGCGGCAGAUAGACCUCGAGUCGGCGCUCUGGCAGGACAUGCGCGAGGCGGGCGCCGACGGCGUCCUCCUCAACCUGACCUUCCCCGAGAACUUCCCCUUCUCGCCGCCCUUCAUGCGCGUGCUGAACCCGCGCAUCGACAACGGGUUCGUUCUCGACGGAGGCGCCAUCUGCAUGGAGCUGCUCACCCCCAAGGGGUGGUCGAGCGCCUACACCGUGGAGGCGCUCGUGCGACAGUUCGCCGCCAGCCUCGUGACGGGCCAGGGGCGAAUCAGCCGCAAGAAAAAGGCGUUCACGAGAAAGGAGGCACAGGCGACGUUCCGUAGCCUCGUGAAGACCCACGAGAAAUAUGGAUGGGUCACUCCGCCAUCCUCCGACGGAUAGACGCCGCCUUGACCUCUUGACCUCGCUUCUCCUGCCCAUCGUCGAGUUGGCUCUGGCUCUCCCCACACUACCACCCACCACCACCACCCACCCACCCUCACUUGCUAUCGGUCAUUGACGAAGCCGCCGCGACACCCGUCGGCGUGGUGAGCGUUGUUGGGACCGUGAGAGAAUAGAAUUAGAAGUCGAGGAAGUGUCGACCCCCACCCACACCCCCCCCCCCCCCCAUCGACCACCCCUCCCAAAUCAUAAUCGGUCUCUGGAUUUGAACGUCGGGAUGUAAUUUGCGAGCGCUCUUCGAGAUAUCAUUGUUAUUGUUGUUGUUAUUGUUGUUAUUGUGACUACUACCGCUGAAUUGUUAUUUCACGACGUGCACCGGAGGACGAGCGCUGCGGUGACGGAGCAAAUGAGUUCGCCCCCAAGCGCAGGAGGCCCACUGAUGUUGGCCGGCAAACGGACCACGAGGCCAGGCGACCGUGUGUGGCGGCGGCGGCCUUCAUCCGGCAGUGGAUAGAUCAUGGCUUGUUGACGACGAUGAUGACGAUGACGACGACGACGAUGACGACGAUGACUGCUUCGCGUGAUGUUGGCGCUAUCGCUUGCCGAGCGAGUUCAUCGCUUGCCGGAGGAACGUACGCCCAUCUCUGCGAGGCAGUAUUCACAAGAUUGCGUUGAACGUUACCGUAGCCUGCGGGAGUUUAUGAGACGCUCCGGACGGUGAGGCGCGCGAACCCGGGCCACGAACUUGCACGCAAAUCAGGACACGCACGGACCGAGACACAUUGCCUGUAACAGACUGCUUGGGGCGAGUGCUGUUUAGCGGGCACGGCAUACGAGGGAGUGGGUGGGUGGCCGAGCAGCACGCCCGGCCGCCUUUGUCUCCCCUCCUUGCCAAUGUUUAACGCAGCGCACCAGGAACUCGAUCUGAGGCUGUGUCGACCUAGGAGAGGCCCGGCACCGGCUCCAGAUAAUCGUCACCGGGUGUGUUUGUGGCCGUGAGCGGGAAUCGCACCCCGGGUCGCCGGGUUCCUUAACCGCUGCACCACCGCUCCUCACAAGUGCCGCUAGCGUGCGCCCACACACGCACACACACGCGCACACACCUCACACCUGCCUACCGGAUUAUAGGGCACGCUCAGAAUGUUUGCUUUAAUAUACGAGUGCCGGCGGGCGCGCAGGGGAAGGGUGCUACGUGUAAUCCAGAGCCUGCGGCCAUUUCUCUCCAGCGUCAUGCUCCAAUGAACCCCUCGUGCGGUAGAGUCUUUCGCGGUGGACGGGGUGGAAUUCCGCCGUCAGACACGUGACGUUAACGAGAUGACACCUGCUGAGCGACGUCGCGCGGUACAGACACGACAGUGCCAUCACUGGACUCUACUUAUGCGCUCCCUUCGCCGACCCGCACGCACCGGCGCGGUGAAGUAUGGUCAAAUGGGCCCCCCCCCCCCGACAGGGGCAGCGUGGGGGCAGGCACGGCGGUUAGCGCGCUCCGCCGCCGAUUUGGCAACCCGAGUUUUGAUUCCUGGGCUCCAAGCUCACCUUACACCAACCCCCGUGCUGACCGGUGUGGUGAAGUAUGGUCAAAGGGCCAUCACAAACGACGCGGCGUGGGGAGGCCUUCAUCCAGCAGUGGAUUGAUAAUGCCAAAAAAAUUGAUCAUCGUUAUACUUAUUAUAAUUGUUAUUUGACUGGUCAGGUGUCUCAGCGGCAGUGCGAGCCUGAGAUGGAGAGUUACGGGGGCUGACUCGGCCCAUCAGCCCUCUAGGGUCGAUAAAACGAGGUACCGGUUUGGUGGGCGUAAGAAGUAAUUUCCCCGUGGAAAUGUGGGAUUCCCACCACUGGCUUGGGGCUGUAAAACAACAGGAGAUGCGCACCACCUAGAAGUGUCCAUUUGAGCAAAACAAACAGCAUCGAUAACCCUUUUAAACUUAAUAUUUCUUCACUUAUAUCGGGAAUAUAAAAAGAGUUAACUACCAAAAAAAACAUUAUCGAUUUUAAUUUCGUCAUGCCAUUUGUGUUCACGCACGAGAGCCCAGAAUGGGCAAGGCGCUUGAAAUAUCAAACGUGGUGAACGUGUGGUCGUUCUAACUGUAAACUGGUUUCGCUUGCAUUUGGGCUCAUCAGUGAUCGUGCCGUCCUUCGCAACAUGACAACCACGUGGAGUUUCACCAUUGUCGAGUAUCGUCAGUGUGGCAUGGUCCUGUCGGCUUGCGUGGCAAUUGGGUACAGGAUUCGGAAUCACGAGAACUCGUUCGUGAUCGUGUAGGCCCUGUUAUUCUUCAUGGCAAUUGGAUAAGAAGUCGUCAUCAUUGGGGAUCAUCGGUGACAGUGCAGACACACAUGACGACUGUGUAAUGGUUUCACAAUCAUUAGGGAUCAUCGGUGAUAAUUCAGACACACAUGAAGACUGUGUAAUGGUUUCACAAUCAUUGGGGAUCAUCGGUGAUAAUUCAGACACGUAUGACGACUGUGUAAUGGUUUCACAAUCAUUAGGGAUUAUCGGUGAUAGGGCAGACACACAUGAAGACUGUGUAAUGGUUUCACAAUCAUUAGGGAUCAUCAGUGAUAAUUCAGCCACUUCUGACGACUGUGUAAUGGUUUCAUAAUCAUUAGGGAUCAUCGGUGAUAAUUCAGCUACACAUGACGACUGUGUAAUGGUUUCACAACAUUAGGGAUCAUCGGUGAUAAUGCAGCCACACGUGACGACUGUGUAAUGGUUUCUCAAUCAUUAGGGAUCAUCGGUGAUGAUUCAGCCACAUAUGACGACUCUUUAAUGGUUUCACAAUCAUUAGGGAUCAUCAGUGAUAGUGCAGACACGUAUGACGACUGUGUAAUGGUUUCACAAUCAUUAGGGAUCAUCGGUGAUAGUGCAGCCACAUAUGACGACUGUGUAAUGGUUUCACAAUCAUUGGGGAUCAUCGGUGAUAAUUCAGCCACAUAUGACGACUG
Messenger RNA from Petromyzon marinus (sea lamprey), 4231 nucleotides. RefSeq names its product ubiquitin-conjugating enzyme E2Q-like protein 1. The record is from RefSeq and is a predicted model, not a curated record. Lineage: Eukaryota; Metazoa; Chordata; Hyperoartia; Petromyzontiformes; Petromyzontidae.